Messenger RNA from Oncorhynchus masou masou (cherry salmon), 4759 nucleotides. RefSeq names its product signal transducer and activator of transcription 1b (gene stat1b). The coding region runs from base 519 to 2783 and encodes 754 amino acids. Gene Ontology annotation, biological process: response to peptide hormone; defense response; regulation of transcription by RNA polymerase II. The record is from RefSeq and is a predicted model, not a curated record. Lineage: Eukaryota; Metazoa; Chordata; Actinopteri; Salmoniformes; Salmonidae. The transcript is spliced from 24 exons. Gene Ontology annotation, molecular function: RNA polymerase II cis-regulatory region sequence-specific DNA binding; DNA-binding transcription factor activity, RNA polymerase II-specific.
UUGCAAAGCUUAUUUGUGACUAUACCGUCUCUUGAACGUUUCCGAGCAAUUGUAAUAAAUGGACUAUGGUUAAUUUUUAACAUGCCAUUGGAGUACAGGAUGAACUACCCAGCAAAUAGCUGUGGAAUUACUUCCAAAGCUUAUGUGUUCAAUAAUAUGUUAGGUUUCUAUUUACGCUCUGAAUAAGUUGCGUUUUUAAUUUGAAGUUUCUGAUUUCAGUCUGACGAGGGAGGUUGCCAAAUAGAAAGAACAGUGCUAAAACGCAUAUGUACUUUGAUUGGUCCUCUACUACUAUGGGCGUCAACCUUUGCAAAAGCUUAGCUAUGACAGGCUUUAAUCGCAUAUGGGCUGUGCCAUUGAACAGCUGAUCAUAUAAAUUUGGUAUUUUCAGAAUUAUUUUAUUGACAAUACAAAUGUUAAUAUCAUAUUUUGUCUGAGCCACCAGGCUGGUGAAGUGGAGGGACCUUUCCCAUUUAUCUUGACUUCACCGUUUCGGACCGUUUUCAACGUUAUUCAAGAUGGCCCAGUGGUUCCAGCUGCAGCAGCUAGACUCCAAGUACCUGGAGCAGGUGGACCAGCUGUAUGAUGAUACUUUCCCUAUGGAGAUCCGCCAGUACCUCAGUGCCUGGAUAGAGAGCCAUGACUGGGACAUGGUGGCCACCAGCGAUUCUCUUGCAGCGGUCCGUUUCCAUGACCUCCUGGCCCAGUUGGAUGUUCAGUACAGCCGCUUCACCCUGGAGAACAACUUCCUGUUGCAACACAAUAUACGCAAGAUUAAACGCAACCUACAGGACCACUUCCAGGAAGACCCUUUGCAGAUGGCCAUGAUAAUCUGUAAUUGUCUGAAAGAGGAGAAGAAGAUACUGGCCUCCAUCAUCAAAAAAGAGGAUAAUGUGGGGUCCACACCAAACAACAUGGUGUUGGAGAAACAGAAGGAGCUGGACAACAACGUUAAAGUCCUGAGGAACCGAGUUCAGGUUUCAGAGCAUGAGAUUAAGUCACUGGAGGACCUACAGGAUGAACACGACUUCAAGAAGAAGACACUGCAGAGCCGAGUGGAACAAGAGGUGAUUGGGAUGGCACAGUCACAGGCGGUAUGGAAAGAGAUCCGCGAAGAGGAGAUUGUAAUCAAAAAGAUGUUCAUCAAACUCAACAUAACCAGAGAGGUGGUGGUGAAUCAGAUUUCUGACAUCUUGUGCUUGGCCGAGCAGAUCCAGUUCAACCUGGUGACAGUGGAGGUACCUGAGUGGAAGCACAGACAGCAGAUAGCUUGCAUCGGUGGUCCGCCUAACGCCUGUUUGGACCAGCUACAAAUCUGGUUCACUGCUGUGGCAGAGGGCUUACAGCAGGUGCGUCAGCAGCUGAAGAUGCUCCAGGAGCUAGAACAGAAGUACACGUACGAGAAUGACCCCGUCACUCAGGGGAAAAGCGCUCUGGAGGAACGCGCUCUCGCCCUGUUCAAGUACCUCAUUGUCAAUUCUAUCGUGGUGGAGAGACAGCCCUGUAUGCCCACUCACCCUCAAAGACCCAUGGUGCUGAAGACUGGGGUGCAGUUCACUGUCAAAAUCAGACUCCUGGUGAAGCUCCAGGAGUUCAACUACCAGCUCAAAGUCAAAGCUGUGUUUGACAAGAACGUCACUGAGAAGAGCACAGUGAGAGGGGUCCGGAAAUUCAACAUCUUGGGAACCAACACUAAGGUUAUGAACAUGGAGGAGUCCAAUGGAAGCUUGGCAGCAGAAUUCAGACACCUGCAACUAAAGGAACAGAAAGUUACAGGCAACAGAUCAAAUGAGGGUCCUCUCAUAGUGACGGAGGAGCUCCACUCUAUUAGCUUUGAGACUCAACUCUGUCAGCCAGGACUCCAGGUCGAACUAGAGACAAUGUCCCUGCCCAUUGUGGUCAUCUCCAACAUUAGCCAGCUGCCCAGUGCCUGGGCCUCUGUCUUGUGGUACAACAUGCUGACCUGUGAGUCCAAGAAUCUGUCGUUCUUCCUGAGCCCUCCUCAGGCCACCUGGAGCCAGUUGUCAAACGUGCUGAGCUGGCAGUUCUCCUCCAUAACCAAGCGAGGCCUCAACGACGAGCAGCUGAGCAUGCUGAGAGACAAGCUCUUGGGUGGAGAAGCAGCCGGAAACCCUAAUGGACUCAUCCCCUGGACCAAGUUCUGCAAGAAUGUGAAUGAGAAGAGCUUUCCCUUCUGGCUGUGGAUCGAGGGAAUACUGGACCUGAUCAAGAGACACCUGCUGUGUCUGUGGAAUGAUGGGUGUAUCAUGGGCUUUGUUAGUAAGGAGAGAGAGAAGGCCCUGCUGAAGGACAAGGAGCCUGGAACUUUCCUGCUGCGCUUCAGUGAGAGCAGCCGCGAGGGAGCCAUUACCUUCACCUGGGUGGAGGGCUCCAAUAAUGAUGUCCAUUUCCACGCGGUGGAGCCCUACACUAAGAAGGAGCUGGCCGCCGUCUCUUUUCCUGACAUCCUCCGCAACUACAAGGUGAUGGCUGCCGAGAACAUCCCUGAGAACCCUCUGCUCUACCUCUACCCCAACAUCCCCAAAAAGAGCGCCUUCACACGCUACUACAGCCGCCCCACAGAAGCUGCUGAGCCAAUGGAGUUGGAGAGUGCCUCUGAGGAUGGCUACAUUAAGACGGAGCUCAUCUCUGUGUCUGAAGUCCACCCCUCCAGACUACAGGACGCCAUGCUGCCCAUGAGUCCCGAAGUGUAUGGAGAGCUGACCAGGAUUAUUAACCCUGAUGAGAUUGAAAAUGUGAUGUGCACUCCAUUCCCAAACUAAUCUGCCCUCUUCAGGUGGUGCCCAGGAAAAUGUGUGUAAGUUCCCGAGCCGAGUACCAAAGACACCACACAAAAAGGAUGACGUUUGCAAUAGAUUUGAAAGCACAACUGAAACUGAUAUAUAUAUAUAUAUAUAUUAGUCCUACGCAUGAGGUUUUGUGGCUUUGAGUCCAGCUGUUUGUAAUAAGGAAUGUUAUUCUACGCUACUUGUGGGACAGUAUAAUAUUUUGUGUAUGCAUAUGUAAUGUGAACAACAAAAAGGGAUGCAGAAAGCUGUUCUUCACUUUGUAAAUAGAUACCAUUUUGUAGCAACUUAUAAUAAGGAAAAUGGUUCAGAUGUUCUGGGUCGUUCCACGAAAUGAGUGCCCUUUGAUAUUUUAGUCAGAAAUGUUGCACCAAUAUUGAAUUUUAAAAGGCUGUUAUAUUAAAUGAAGUGGCCUUUAAUAUAGACCACAUGGAGACUUCAAUAAAUCAGAUGUUUAAUAUGGAUAAAGGCUUGCUAAAGUGCCAAAAUUCAUCAAAUAUAUCUAUAUUGUUUUGUGUACUUUUUACUCAUUUUUCUGCCCAAUUUAAGUGAUGUCCAAUUGGUAGUCUUGUCCCAUCGCUGCAACUCCUGUUCGAACUCGGGAGAGGCGAAGGUCAAGAGCCAUGCGUCCGCCGAAACAUGACCCUGCUUCUUGACACAUUGCUCGAUUAACCCAGAAGCCAGCUGCACCAAUGUCUCGAAGGAAACACUGCACAACUGGCGACCGCCACAGUAGUCGCUAGAGCGCGAUGGGACAAGGACAUCACGUCCCAACAUUUCUCCAAGUUUCUCCAAACCCUAGUUAUUUUGUUGCUUUGACAGUCAUUUCUGAAGAUUAUUUUUUAUUUCAUGUGAGUAGUGAUUCAUUUGCAUCAGUCCCUCAUUUUAAGGUCAACCCUGUUACGUAAACUGAGCUCUCGUUUUAAUUUGGUGAAACUAUUCCUUUUGAAAUAUUGCUUUCAAAAGAAACAUUGAACAUUUAAUAGUCAAAUCACAGAGUAAACGCAGGAGCACUGGAUCUAUUCUUCUUAUUUUUUCUUACAUUUUCUGGUGUUUUGUGGUGGAUAACUGUGAAGGUCGAGCGUAACAUGCCAACCCUAUUAGCCAUAGAUAGGCUAGAAGUGUUUUAACAAUUACAUUUUUGGGGUGAAGCUUGCAUGCAAUUGCCACUCCCUGUAGCACACAACAAGCUGUCAGUUCCCCUGUCACAAGGGGAUUUAUGGCUGAUUUAAGAAAUCAUCAACCCUGUUACGGUCAACCCUGAUACUUUAUUUGGCACUGAUAGUUUUGAGAUGGGAAAACAUGUUUAUGAAGUUGAACAUGUGCUCUUUAUGACAGAAUGUGAACAUUUGGUGAUAUGAAAUGUUUGACCAAGUGUGACCAAGUGUGACGGCCCCUCCCUGCUCUGGUUUAUGGGUUUUGCUGUGCUUACUUUCUGCAGGAGAUUGGUGGGUGGAGUAGGAGAGGUGGGCGGAGCUGGGAGGGUCAUCAGUGCUGAUUGGGGCACACCUGUGAAAGCUCAGCUGUGGCAUAAAGCCACUGUUUCCCCCCCAUUCAGCAAGAGAUUCCUCUCUCUGUGCAUACCUUUUUGUGUUGUGUUGUGUUGUGUUGUGUUGUGUUGUGUUGUGUUGUGUUGUGUUGUGUUGUGUUGUGUUGUGUUGUGUUGUGUUGUGUUGUGUUGUGUUGUGGCUUUGGCAGUUGACACCUAAUUUGCUGACCUUCAUGUCUCAUCUGAUUAUUUUUGUGAGUGUUUAUUUAUGGUAUAAAUUCAUUUUGUUAUUCCUUUACUCAGUGUGUGGUUUCCCAUUGUUUGUUACAAUCUUGAGCCAGGUUGUAACAAGUUAUACAGUAUUUGUGGAAUGACCCUUAUAUGGAAAGUACUUCUAAACUGUACUCACGACUGCCUGGACUUCAUUGUUUCAAUUCAUUAAAAAUAAGAGCUCUCUCACAUG